AUGCAAUUGCGGUCGGAUCACAACCAUGAUUUAGUUGCAAUUGGUUGCGAUCUCUCCCUGGGUUCAUCUUCCCAUCCAGGUAGUAGUUUGAGUUCGGAUAGGUGGCCGGAUGCCGCUGGUGGUGGGUGGAUGGCCGAGUGGUCGAGCUAUGGGGCGCCGAGUGGGGGGCGGCCUCUGACCGCCCACCCCAACCCAAACUAUAACCUGGGUGGAAAGAUCAAAGAACGAGUUAUUAAGGUUAUGAAUUUGAAGAAGGUUGGCAUGACUAAGAGAUCCAAAGCGAAGGACAUGGGCGCUGAGGUUGUUGAUAACAACCCCUACAGUAGGCUGAUGGCGCUUCAACGUAUGGAUCUUAUAAACCUGAUACAAGGCAUAGGUGGUGUAGGCAGUGUUGCUAUAGAGAUGCUCACUAGAUGUGGUAUUGGUCACCUUCUAUUAUAUGACUAUGACAUUGUAGAGUUGGCUAACAUGAACAGGCUAUUCUUCUGUCCCGAUCAGGUAGGCAUGACGAAGACUGAUGCUGCUGUUCAAACCCUUGAAGAAAUCAAUCCUGAUGUUUUGUUGGAUAGAUAUUCACUGAGCAUUACAACUGUGAAAGGGUUUGAAGUUUUUGUUGAGAGCCUCAAAAGAGAAGUUUCUUUGAAAAGCAGAGAGAUGAGUGGAGUUGAUGUUGUUUUAAGUUGUGUUGACAACUAUGAGGCUCGUAUGGUUGUGAAUCAGAGAAUCUUUUACCGUCAGUCAUGCAAUGAACUGGGAGAGACAUAA
Messenger RNA from Zingiber officinale, 765 nucleotides. RefSeq names its product ubiquitin-like modifier-activating enzyme 5. The record is from RefSeq and is a predicted model, not a curated record. Gene Ontology annotation, cellular component: cytoplasm; cytosol. Gene Ontology annotation, molecular function: UFM1 activating enzyme activity. NCBI's taxonomy places the organism in Eukaryota, Viridiplantae, Streptophyta, Magnoliopsida, Zingiberales, Zingiberaceae. The transcript has 8 exons. The coding region runs from base 1 to 765 and encodes 254 amino acids. Gene Ontology annotation, biological process: protein ufmylation.